Penicillium soppii is the source of this 588-nucleotide messenger RNA. RefSeq names its product YbhB/YbcL family Raf kinase inhibitor-like protein. The record is from RefSeq and is a predicted model, not a curated record. The coding region runs from base 1 to 588 and encodes 195 amino acids. The transcript has a single exon. Lineage: Eukaryota; Fungi; Ascomycota; Eurotiomycetes; Eurotiales; Aspergillaceae.
AUGAAUCACAUCGAAUACACCCUCAGUCGACUCUUCUUCAACUUCAAAGGCCGCGAUGCCAAACUCUUCACAAAAGCAUCCUCAUUUUCACAAUUUCCCUCCCCAACUAUCAAUCUGGAAUGUCAGCUCGGACCGUCGGGUACGCGCCUAGACGUAGACCAUUCUGCGGAUGGUGUGGGUCGAUUCCCAACACUCACUUGGCCAAUAUCACCCACGAUCAAGGAGUACCUGCUCAUCAGUGAAGACCCAGACGCACCUCUGCCCAACCCAGUCAUCCACGGGAUAUACUAUGGUAUCCCGGCUACCAUGACGGGUGUCACUGCUGAGGAUUUCGAGAGCGACGGAGAUGGAUUGAAGGGUGGAUUUUCAUACGGCCAGAACCGCAGGGGAAAUGUGUAUAUUCCUCCCAGGCCAUUGCUUGGCCACGGGCCUCAUCGGUAUUUUUUUACUCUUGUUGCGUUGUCUAAGCCGAUUGAAGGGGCUGCGUUUCAGGGUCGGCCUACGAUCAAGGAGGUGUUAGCUGAGAUUGAGGGGAAGGUUGUUGGGUGGGGUGAAUGGGUUGGUGUUUAUAAGAGGAAAUGGGAGUGA